Messenger RNA from Strongylocentrotus purpuratus (purple sea urchin), 1653 nucleotides. RefSeq lists its product as uncharacterized. The record is from RefSeq and is a predicted model, not a curated record. Lineage: Eukaryota; Metazoa; Echinodermata; Echinoidea; Camarodonta; Strongylocentrotidae. The coding region runs from base 267 to 1124 and encodes 285 amino acids. The transcript has 4 exons.
AAAAAACCCUCCGACGGCGCAGUAUAGCCAAGGCAUUGCAUAUCGCUUGCGAAUUGAGAUCGUGUUAUGUUGUAAACUUGCAAAUGUUGUGAUCAGGAGCCAAAUACAAGGGAGAUCCCUGGCCUUAUCUUACAGCUACAUACAGUAACAAACCGGCUGACAGUGACACAGCUCCAUUCACAGCCUAUUAACACCUUAGUGAUGUUGCAUGUUCAUCAGGACGAUCUUGCACGAUGAUGAAACAACCUAGAUGAGAUGACUACACUAUGGCAUACAUUUGUCUUUGGUUGCUGCUUGGUAUGUGUGUCCUCCGUACCAUAGCUGGAGCUGACAGGAAUGCGACGUCAGGAGUCAUAGACCGAAUUGUGGAGACGCGUCCGGACGUCCUGCCCCAUGUGAGUUUGCCACCGAGUGUUAAUAAUACAUGGCCUCCAUUUGAUGCGUCAAGACCAGAGUUGAGUCCACCACCGGAUAUCAAUCCACCCUUCGAGUUCCUUGGCACAGAAGUUUCUCACUUGAACAAAACUUCCAUGUCGGCCAUGACGACUCAGACCAGUAAUAUUACACGAAUGCAUACAUCUCCUGCCACACAAGAACCAUCUUUAGAUACAGACAUUGUGGCAACGUCUCUCCCUGUUCAGUCAUCUUCAACAGCAGCAGCUGUAGCCACGCGCUCCACCAUGCCCAUACCUGUAUCUACAGUGGCAGUAUCUAAAGUGGGAGUAUCUACAGUAGCAGUAUCUAAAGUGGCAGUAUCUACAGUGGCGGUAUCAGUGACAGUAGCGAGGAAACCAAAUGGGAAUGAGCAUAAUCAUGAACAUGUCAGCAUUGCUGUAUUCUUAGCUGUUCCUGUGUGUGUUGGACUGCUCAUCUCAUUCUUCAUCCUGUUUGGAAAGUACUGCCGCAAGAAAUUAAGACUAGACAAGCUCCGUCAUCAGCUGAUGCCCAUGUAUAGCUUUGAUCCUGCAGAAGGAGAGGAUUGGGAGACAGAAUUACUAACAGACCCAAGAACCCAAGCUACUACCCAGCAAACAACAAACACCACCCAAAGCACCACUCCAAAGCCAACGAGCCAAGCAGAAGUUCCACAGCUAAGAUUUAACUACCCUGCGGCGGACGUGUGAGCCACGCGUUUGAUCAAUCAUUGGGAUGUCUGGCCUGGAGUUAUCCCGUUGACUAAUGAAUUAUCUAAUUCCCAUAGACCUAACAUAGGGACCACCAGGUUCCAGUAAGCAAUGGGUUAAAAUGGUUGUUCAAGUUUGAUUUGAGCUGUAUAUUGAUUUAUUGCUCCAUGUCCAGCUCACCAUGCAGCACAGUAUAAAUCAAUGUUUGCUUUAAUAAAAGCAGGCAAAAACAUCAAAAAGGGCUAAAUUUGAACUUGACAUUGCUAAACGAUCCUAAGAAGAAACUUUUGAAAUCAUUAACACAUGUAUGAAUGUAUUUCUGUGAUGUAUUUUAAUAUAGUCAAGCACUUCGUUCACAUACCGGUACAAUCGAACUCAGAAACAGCUGGCCUGGUCACCAAUGUCCAGAUACAUAUGAUGUGUAUGUGCUUUGCUGAAAGAAAAUGAAAAAAAAGUCUCUGAAUUGAGAAUGCACAUUUGUGAUGCAGAUUGGUGAUAGGUUAACCAUAUAAAAGUGUACUGUGGUCAA